Messenger RNA from Magnolia sinica, 1282 nucleotides. Its product is annotated as syntaxin-112. The transcript has 2 exons. Gene Ontology annotation, biological process: exocytosis; intracellular protein transport; vesicle fusion. The record is from RefSeq and is a predicted model, not a curated record. Gene Ontology annotation, molecular function: SNAP receptor activity; SNARE binding. Gene Ontology annotation, cellular component: SNARE complex; endomembrane system; plasma membrane. Lineage: Eukaryota; Viridiplantae; Streptophyta; Magnoliopsida; Magnoliales; Magnoliaceae. Bases 98 to 1003 code for a protein of 301 amino acids.
CUCUCUCUCUCUCUCUUUCUCUCUCUCGGUCCGGCAGUGUCAGGGGCUCCGGCUUUGAAAUUUUCGCAGGUGCGUUUCUAGUGAAUACAUUGAAAAGAUGAAUGAUCUUAUGACAAAAUCCUUCCUCAAUUAUGUGGAACUUAAGAAACAGGCAUUGAGGGAUCUUGAGGCUGGGCCAGACACCAAGCCAGUGGGAUCUGAUCAUGAAGAUGAAGAGAACCUCACCCAAUUUUUCGAAGAGGUCGGUGCAAUCAAGGCUGAAAUGGAAGUUAUCUCCAACCUUCUCCUUGACCUUCAAAGCCUCAAUAAGGAGACCAAAUCCUCACACAGCACGAAAGUCUUUCGAGGACUGAAAGACCGAAUGGAUUCCGACAUGGUCACUAUCCUUCGUAAGGCAAGAAUCAUCAAAGGCAGAUUAGAAGCUCUCGACCAAUCGAAUAUCACUAACCGCAGCGUUUCAACAGCUUACAAGGAAGGUAGCCCGGUUGAUAGGACGAGAAUUUCAGUCACGAAUGGCCUAAGAAGUAAGCUACGGGAGAUGAUGAAUGAUUUUCAGUCAUUGAGAGAACAGAUUGUGUCUGAGCAUAAAGAAGGUCUUAAGAGGAGCCACUUCAACACCUCCAACCUAGAAACCAAUGUAGAGAACAUUGAACAGAUGGUUUCGGCGGGCCAGCAAAUGCAGGUUCUUGAUAGGAAAGAUGAGUUGGAACUAGAAAUUCAAGAGAGGGAGGAGGCUGUAAAACAGAUACAAAGGAGUUUGAUGGAAUUGAAUCAGGUCUUUCUCGACAUGGCCAUUUUGAUUGAGGCACAAGGCGAACAGAUGGAUGAUAUUGAACUGAACGUGGUUCUUGCUGGAAAUUACAUUGGCAGUGGAACGGAACAUCUUGCCUCUGCAAAGGAGAUGAGAAAGAUAGGCAGGAAACGGGUCGGGUGCAUAUGGGCUUUGGUGCUGACACUGAUUUUGAUGCUCGGUGUGAUAUCCAUCCUCAUCAUUGGUUCUUAAAACAAAAGAUCAUAAUGUGGGUGGGCUAGUCUUCUUCUUCUUCUUCUUCCAACGAACAUCCUCAUCGUCAGUUCUUAAAACAAAAGAUUGAUGUGGGUGGGCCCAUCUUCAUCUUCUUCUUCCAACAAACAUCUUCGAAUACUUGCAUGUGCUUUUCUAAACUCAUAUGUUUUGUUCAGUUCUUUUGUGUUGAUUUUCAAUGUUCGUCUAUAUGUUGCCAAGUUUGGUAUGUACUUGAUUUUUUUCCUCUCUACAACAUGAACUAAAUCGUCACAGGCA